AUGGAUACAACACCCCCGCAGCAGCAGGCAACGAAUGGGCCAGCUACCGGGCCACAGCCUAUGGGGCCUGAGAUCCAGGAGCAAGUGGACCAGCUGGUGAGAAGGAGGCUGGAGCAGGCGUUUGGAUCAGUUGUUAGGAAAGUGCUGACGGCAACAGAGAGGGCCACAAACGCGGCCGAGUCCCAGGCCCAAGCCAACCGCCUUGAUGGCUUGACAAAGGGCCUCAAGCUUGAUGUUUGGAAGCCUGGAAGCCGUGAAGAGGAGCUGAGAGGAUGGAAGGAUUGGUUCUUCCAACUGCGCACGUGGCUCAGCAGCCACGACCCGAAGUACGAAGAGGACAUAAAGGCAAUCAAGGUGGAUGAACCGCAGGACCAUGCCCUCAUGGACAGCGAGGCCACCAACAGAAGCCAAAAGCUAUUUGGAGUCCUUUGUUCUUAUGUUCGUGGGCGGCCCUUGCUGCUUGUGAAGAGCCAGGACGACACCAAGAACGGGAUGGAGGCCGUGCGCAUCCUACAGAAGGAGAUGGAACCCAAAGAGCGGUCGAGGGCCCUUGCCAUAGUGCGAAACCUGGCUGCCUGGACCUUCAGGGAAGGCAACCUCCACGAGCAGCUGGUCGCCUACGAGGAGGCAGUCACGGCAUACGAGCGGGCGAGCGACAAAAAGUACCCGCAGGACCUCAUGAUUGCGACCCUGGUGACCGGGCUGAAGGAACCUCUCCGCAGCCAGGUGCAGUUGCGGAUGAACGACAAGACCGAGUACAAGGACCUGCAGGAAUGGGUUUUGUCCUAUGAGUCAGUGAAUGCCCCUUGGAGCGUCUCGCUCCCAGCCGGCGCGGGAAAGGGGCAGCAAGGACUUGGAGGUGGAAGCGAGGCCGUGCCCAUGGAGGUCGACCAGAUCAAGGGCAAGAAGGGCAAGAAGGGCAAAGACAGCAAAGGAGCAAAAGGGAAGGACGCAAAAGGAGGAAAGAAGGGAAAAGGUGGAGGAAAAGGCGGCAAGCAUGGAGACAAAGGGCAGUGGCGCCAAGAUGGAAAGGGCAAGGCCAGCCAGGGCUGGCAGCAACAGCAGCCAAGCUCGAGCUGGCAGAGCGGAGGAAAAAGCCAGAUGCCUGGAAUCUGCCACAACUGCGGCGGAAAAGGGCACUGGAAGAACGAAUGUUGUGCAGGCGAUCCAGGAGGCUGGAAUGUGCCUGAACGCCGCCAGGCUGCCGAAGUCCUGCAAAUCUGGGCCGACAGCACCACAACUGAGAUUGUGGUGGACAGCGGGGCCGACGUCUCUGUAGCCCCCUUGGCCUACCACCGCGCAGGGCGAGAAGCCCCAGCCACGAGGAUCGUCAUGCAAGAUGCCCAAGGACGGCGAAUUGAGGAGCGUGGGGUGAGAAUCCUCAACCUCACGGUUCGGACCCUCGAGAAUGAGACCAUCACCCUGAAGGAGCGCUUUGCGAUCGCCGCGGUGAACUUGGUGAUCCUCUCCUUGGGGAAGCUUGUGCGAGCCGGGUGGACCUUCCCACAAUGCCACCGGCCCAGCGAUAGCAAAAGAUGGCUGCACCAUUCCCGUCGGGCUGCGGCGAAAUACCUUGGAGAAGAAGCAGUUGAGAGCCCGGGGUGGCACAUCCUCCCCUCAGGGCUGCCUUUCUUUGUCGGCCACAGGGCGCAGGAGAUCAGCCUGGAAACCUCGGUGUGGAGCACAGAGGACUGGGGUUGGCUGGCAAUUUUUGUGCGAAAAGAAGAAGCAAGAAGGAAGCCAGCCCAUGGAGAUGUUUGGGUCCAGGUGUGGACAGGCAGCUCGGAGAACUUCCCGGAGAACGGAAGGAGAGGAGGAGCUGGGUGGCCCGAGGGACUUUGCAGUUCUUUUCCAUGUCGACGAAAUUCCCGACAAUGUGCUGAGCCAGCCCGGCGACCUCUUUCGAGAAGCGCCGGGGAGGACGUGGCUAUGGCUAUGGCCCACCCAGGGCAAGAAGGAGACGAGGAUGACGGCGGUGGUGUUGGUGACGUGCUGGAAGGAAGGCCUGUCAGAGGCCAAGAAGUGGAGCCCGAACCCGAGGACCUCACUCUCGACAAUGUGGCGCUUGACAUGCAGACGCCACUUGCUGACCUCAGGGAGCUGUGCAAGAAGUUGAGCCUCCCCAGCAGCGGCCCGAAGCCAAAAGUUCUUUCAAGGUUGAAGAAGCACCGGGAGUUAGUUGAGAAGCAGCUUGCCACGGAUGUGGCCCACAGUCUCUUCAAGGAGCAAGAGAGGCAGCCAAGCAUGAUGAAGGUGCCGGUCCUGCCAACACCCCAGCAGCAGGAAGCGCACUUCAUCACGCACCAGCCCUUUGCUUCGUGGUGCCCGGCAUGUGUUCUGGCAAGAUCGCGGCAGUCUCCCCACAGCCAGCAGAGGGAGGCUAAGGCCGAGAAGGAGGGUGACAAGAAGCUGACAACCAUGCAGAUAGACUACGCCUACACCUUCACCGGCGACCGGGGAAUAGCCAACGAAGAGGACACCGAGAAGGACGCCGAGAAAGACGCCAAGAAGGACACCGAGAAGGACGCCGAGAAGGACGCCGAGAAGGAGGACAAAGCCAACCAGUUUGCCCUCAACCUUGUUGCCGGUGAGGUGGUUACAGGAUGGCUGGUGGGAAUGCCCGUUCUAGCUAAAGGCGCCGCGUCCUUGAAGAAGGUCACCAAGAACUUGGUCCGAGUUUCAAUGCUGUUUGGUGGCGCCGAGGACUCCGUGGUUCAGGGCGACACGGAGCCGGCCAUAGGGCAAAUUCUCAAUGCGGUGCAGGCCUGCCGUGCCAAGCUUGGCCUCCGAACAGUUGUGAGACAGGUGCCUCGGGACAGCCAGUCAAAUGGCGUGGCAGAGAAGGCGGUGAGCACCCUGAGGCGCCUAGCCCUUACACUCAAGGCCCACCUGGAGGAGCGCACCAAGAUCAAGAUAAGCGGGGUGAACCCUGGCUUUUCAAGCACGCCGCGACGCCUUGUCCCCUUUGGGGAGCAGCGCAUCGGGUAUGUCAAGCCGAAGUUCAAGGGCGACCUCCAAUGGAGGCCGGCCCUGCUGCCGGACACAGCCACUUUGGAAGAACUGGCCCGAGCUGCCGGUGUAGCCGACCGUCUGCUCGAGCCAUGGCUUCGUCUUCUUCGAGUGAAAGAUCACGUUCUCCUGGCCGUCCGGGUCCGCCCGAUUGUCAUCCAUCAGGUUUUGGCGUCCUGGUCAAAGGGCUUCUUGUGGGGAUUGUUGUUGCUGACGGACGGCCGCCUUGUAGUCCUGGAGAGACCUGGCAUCCUGCUCAAGCGGUUUGUCUUUUUUCGGGGUGCAGUCUCCUGGUCCGCCGGAACGGGUGACCGGCCGGGUGCAAAACAGCACGCACCAGAACAACUGGAGCAGACAAGUAUGCAUGCAGAACGCCACGGGGAACAGGCCAACGACGAUGAGAGGCCGGGGCCGGUGGAGGUGGGGAAGGCGACGCAGGAGCCGGGGCAAGGCCAAGCAAGGCAAACCCAAGUUGGGGCCGUGAUCGAAACCAAGACCCGAGGACGGGCAGCCACCGGAAGAGGGAGGCAAAAGACGCCGCAGCACUUGACAGGCGACCUGCGAGUGGCGGGCGGGAGUUCACCUGAUUAUCGGACGGACCUGCAGAAGGAGCCGCAAGAACGGCACGCAAACGCACCGCAGCAUCAGAAGGACCCGCCUCGAAAGGCUCAGCAAACGGCGAUGGCAAAGAAGAGCGGCCAAAGUCCUGACACCAUGCACUAG
Messenger RNA from Symbiodinium sp. CCMP2592, 3732 nucleotides. Lineage: Eukaryota; Dinophyceae; Suessiales; Symbiodiniaceae. The record is from the annotation of a GenBank genome assembly.